AUGAAGCUCCAAUCGCCGCUGCUCUCGUCAGCCUCGGCCCCCGGAGAGGGGCGCGAAGGGCCGCAGCGUCACCCCGGGCCGCGCUCGCGCCUCGGCAGCCUCCGCAGCUGCCCCGAGCCGGGCCCGGCCUCACGGUCCUUCAUCCCCGCGCUCGUGCCCGCGCGCCCCCGUGCGCCUCCGCAGACUGCGCUGGGCUCGCGCGCCCAAGCCUGGCGCUCCCCGUCCGCGCCGCUGCCGCCGGCUCCGCGGUUAACCCGCUCCUGCUCGCACGGCUGCCGGCGGCGGACGGUCACCACGGCUCCCGGAGACGCUUUAACCUUCUCUUCUAAAAGAAAUGGUUCUCAUCGUUUGAAAUGUAAAGCUUCUCAAGAAAGCCUUAGAGUCACAGCAAGAAGACUCCAUGGUGCUGGAGGUAACAUCCAGAUGCACGAGAUUGAGCCAGAUGCACCAGAUGCUGUGAGGACUUCAAGCCAGAGAGUGUGGACUCAUCUAUCAAGGAAGAAAAUUUAUAAGUGGCCAUCCAGGAAUCAUUUGCUGUUUCAAAUAGAGAACUGUGCGAUGAUGAGAAAGAGUUCAUACAUUUUCCAGUAUGUGAGGGGACCUCUCAACCUGAACCCUCAUGUUCAGCUGUCAGAAUAACAGCCAGUAAAAACUACAGGAGCAAAACCUCUCAGGAAGGUGCUUUUAAAAAGAUGCAUGAGGAAGAACACCAUCAACAAUGUCCAUCUUACAACUGCAACUGAUACAAAUGAAUGAGGGGAGGAUACAGCAAGAAGGUGGCUGUCUGUAAACAGAAAGUGGGCCCUCACCAGACACUGAAUAUGCCAGUACUUGGAUCUUGAACUUCCCAGCCUCCAGAAUUGUGAGAAAUAAAUGUUUCUUGUUUAAGGCA
This is a messenger RNA of Cynocephalus volans (Philippine flying lemur), 892 nucleotides long. RefSeq lists its product as uncharacterized. The transcript is spliced from 5 exons. NCBI's taxonomy places the organism in Eukaryota, Metazoa, Chordata, Mammalia, Dermoptera, Cynocephalidae. The coding region runs from base 1 to 639 and encodes 212 amino acids. The record is from RefSeq and is a predicted model, not a curated record.